Penicillium macrosclerotiorum is the source of this 279-nucleotide messenger RNA. Its product is annotated as 60S ribosomal protein eL43. Gene Ontology annotation, cellular component: ribosome. Bases 1 to 279 code for a protein of 92 amino acids. The transcript is spliced from 4 exons. Gene Ontology annotation, molecular function: structural constituent of ribosome. Gene Ontology annotation, biological process: translation. The record is from RefSeq and is a predicted model, not a curated record. NCBI's taxonomy places the organism in Eukaryota, Fungi, Ascomycota, Eurotiomycetes, Eurotiales, Aspergillaceae.
AUGACCAAGCGCACCAAGAAGGUCGGUAUCACCGGUAAAUACGGUACCAGAUAUGGUGCCUCCCUGCGUAAGCAGGUGAAGAAGAUGGAAAUCACCCAGCACGCCCGCUACGUCUGCACUUUCUGCGGCAAGAACACUGUUAAGCGCAAGGCUGUUGGUAUCUGGGAGUGCAAGGGCUGCAACAAGACCGUCGCCGGUGGCGCCUACACCGUCUCGACCCCCGCCGCCGCUGCCACCCGCUCCACCAUCCGUCGUCUCCGUGAGAUCGCUGAGGUUUAA